AUGCGACAACAACUCCUCCUGUGUUGGGCGAGCACUCUCGCUCUGAUGGUGCUUCCAUCAGAAUUUGCACUGAGCUCUGGUUGUGGAAAAUUUCUCCCAAGUGGCUUUUCGGCGGGUCAAACAACAUCAGUACCAGUUCCCGCGGCAAAUGGUCAACCCAUUCGUCACUACAAGGUGCACCUAUCAGCCAACUUUCAAAACAAUCGAGGACACGCUAUUGUCUUCUCCUUUCAUGGUCACAAUGGGGAUAUGGACAAACAAGAGGAUCUAUCUCAAUUAUCUCAAAAAGGUCUACUUAUCGACGGUGCAGGAAUCAUCGCUGUCUAUCCCAAGGGAAAGCUGGGAACGGAUGGACAGACUGCUUGGCAAGGUGCACCAUAUUCUGCUCCUGGUGUGGAUGAUGUAAGUUCAUUACGAUCUUCUUCCACCUAG
Messenger RNA from Didymodactylos carnosus, 432 nucleotides. Lineage: Eukaryota; Metazoa; Rotifera; Eurotatoria; Philodinida; Philodinidae. The record is from the annotation of a GenBank genome assembly.